AUGAGGAGGAGCUCCAGCCCAGAGGAGACGGACCCCGACUCUGAGGGGGACCCCCAGAUCCUGCUGGCCAACGGGGGCUCUCGCUCCCCCCUGGACCUGGACUCGGAGGAGGAGCUGCAGAUCGACGAGACCCCCCCGCGGCGGGGCCCGCGCCGCUGCCCCGUGGGCUUCCCCCGGAAGCUGCCCCGGGCCAAGCCCUGCUCUGACCCCAACCGGGUGCGGGAACCGGGGGAGGUCGACUUUGACAUCGAGGAGGAUUACACCACGGACGAGGAGGACGAGGGGGGCGCGGGGGGCAGCGCUGGGAUCCUGGACCUGCUCAAAGGCCAGCCGGCAAGUGGGGGGCUCCGAGUACCCCCAGCUCAGCGAGGCCCCCGCCUCCCCCAGCACGCGCGAAGCCAUCCAGGGCAUGCUGUGCAUGGCCAACCUGCCCGCGGGGACCCCCCUGGGACCCCCAACUGGUGGGGAGGGGGUGGGGGCAGCGAAAGGGGGGGGCCCGGGGGGUCUGGGGGAGCCCGCAGAGCCCCCCCCGCCCCCCGGAGCACCGACAGCGAGGCCGAGGGGAGCCUGGACGAGCAGGACAGCCUGGGGGCCUGCUUCAAGGAUGCUGAGUACAUUUAUCCCUCACUGGAGUCGGACGAGGACGACCCUGCCCUGAAAUCGCUCCCCAAAAGAAGAAGGUGACGGACGACGCCCCCUGGAGCCCCAAAG
Molecule: messenger RNA, 711 nt
Organism: Melospiza melodia melodia
Lineage: Eukaryota; Metazoa; Chordata; Aves; Passeriformes; Passerellidae
Product: histone lysine demethylase PHF8-like
Exons: 7
Coding region: 1-684 (227 amino acids)
Source: RefSeq, a predicted model, not a curated record